Messenger RNA from Aspergillus lentulus, 1149 nucleotides. Its product is annotated as putative proline oxidase Put1. Gene Ontology annotation, molecular function: proline dehydrogenase activity; FAD binding. Gene Ontology annotation, cellular component: mitochondrion. The record is from RefSeq and is a predicted model, not a curated record. NCBI's taxonomy places the organism in Eukaryota, Fungi, Ascomycota, Eurotiomycetes, Eurotiales, Aspergillaceae.
AUGAAAUACGUUGUGGAUUCCAAAUCUCCCCUCCUCAAUCCAUCAAAGAACCCGCUGAUAGAUUACCUCCUUCGAAAAACAAUAUACAAUCACUUCUGCGCAGGCACAAACGAGGCUGAAGUGCGCAAGACCGUCCAGGAUAUGAAAAGCCUAGGAUUCAAGGGUGUCAUCCUUGGAUACGCCAGAGAAUCAAUUGCGAAGGCGGACGAAAACGACAACAGUAGCUUUCACGUUGAGGAGAGUCAACUAGCAAUUCAAGACCAAGCAGUGGAGGAAUGGAGACAAGGAAACCUACGAACACUGAAGAUGAUUGGCGCAGGAGACUUCCUUGGAAUCAAAUUCACCGGAGCAGGCCCUAAAGCCGUCGAAGCCCUUUCUCGCGGCGACCUCGUUCCGCCCCCUUCUAUCGCGCAAGCCAUUGAAGAGAUCUGCGAGGCCACAGCAUCCCAAAACUCUCGCCUCUGGAUUGACGCAGAGCAGCAAGUCUUCCAGCCGACGAUCGACGCCUGGACGAUUGACCUCAUGCGAAGGUUUAACCGCAACGGGAGGAUAGUCGUCUACAAUACCAUCCAGGCAUAUUUGAAGUCCUCGACCGAGAACGUCCACCGACACCUUUGCCUAGCUCAAAGAGAAGGAUGGACAUUGGGGAUCAAGCUUGUCCGCGGCGCCUACAUUGCGCACGAUAUCAGAUCCCGCAUACACGAUAUUAAGGCUGAUACGGAUAACAGCUACGACUAUAUUGUUGAGAGACUUUUAUCACGAGAGUCCCCACUUAAAACAGCGUCGGAUGAUGCGUCAGAGUUUCCGGAUGUACGGUUGUUUGUUGCCUCUCAUAACGCGGAAAGCGUGCGCAAGGCGUCGACACUGUAUAGACAGAGGAUUCAUAACGGUCAACCGACAAUUCCACUUGAGAUUGGCCAGUUGCAAGGAAUGGCGGAUGAAGUGAGCUGUGAGUUGUUGGCUGGGAACAGCACUGGUCAGUCGGAGGCACCCACACCUGGAGUAUUCAAGUGUCUGGCUUGGGGGACAACAGAAGAAUGCCUCCAUUUCCUGUUGCGAAGAGCGAUUGAGAAUAAAUCGGCAAUGGAGAGGACCAGAGACACAGCAGUAGCGAUGCGACGGGAAGCCCGGAGGAGAGUUGGGUGGUGA